Messenger RNA from Caenorhabditis elegans, 180 nucleotides. RefSeq lists its product as uncharacterized. The transcript is spliced from 2 exons. The coding region runs from base 1 to 180 and encodes 59 amino acids. The record is from RefSeq and is marked reviewed. NCBI's taxonomy places the organism in Eukaryota, Metazoa, Nematoda, Chromadorea, Rhabditida, Rhabditidae.
AUGAAUUUUAUCGUCUAUCUUCUUGUCCUUGUCGCCUGUGCAGCAAACUUCGGAUUCUCUCAAAUUGCUACAGGACCUGGGCUUUCAAUUAAAGAUAUUGGCGGAGUCUCAAAUAUGAUUGGAAAACUUACGGAAGGAGUUUCCAAUGGAGCAAUUCAAGAAUUGUCUCAACUACUAUGA